ACUAAAACAGUUUAAUCUUAAUAUUCACAACGCGAACAGUUAAUAAUUAUUUACUAAUAAAUUACUUAAUUUAGUUAUUUAAAUUAUUAACAAAUAUAAUGGGUUUAAUUAUAACCAAACUCUUGGAUAGAUUUAUCGGCAAAGAAAAUCUGCGAAUUCUAAUGCUAGGUUUAGAUGGUGCGGGUAAAACUACUAUUUUAUUUAAACUUAAAUUGGGUGAAGUGAUCUCUACCAUACCUACGAUUGGCUUUAAUGUAGAGACAGUGGAAUAUAAAAACAUUUCUUUUACUGUUUGGGAUAUUGGUGGUCAGAAAACAAUACGUUCUUUGUGGUAUCAUUAUUUUCCCAAUACGGCUGCCAUCAUUUUUGUUGUGGACUCUUCGGAUGUGGCACGUGUGGAAACGGCCAGAGAGGAAUUACAUGAGAUUAUGCAGAAUUAUGAAUUAAGAAAUGUUGUACUUUUAGUGUUGGCCAAUAAACAGGAUAUGCCAAAUGCUUUAAAUGUUAGUGAACUGGCUGAACAAUUGGAAUUGCCCAAACUAAAACAUAUAUGGCAUAUUCAGAGUACCUCCGCUACCAGGGGAGAUGGUAUUUAUGAGGGUCUCGAUAAUUUACGUGAAAUGUUAAGGCGUAAUAAGAGCAACUGAGUAGCAUAAUGUAAAAAUAGUUUAUAAAAGAGAACAAAUUUUUCAUAAAGUAUUAUUUUGAUAUUAAUAUUAAUAAAAUGAAAUAAUUUAACUUAAGUGAUAGUGAAAACUCAUGGUGAAAACAAUACAAAUACAUACAUAACACAUUUUUAAGAUUAACUUUCUCUAGAAUAAAUAAAAAUUUUAUAUUUUUCACCCUU
Molecule: messenger RNA, 847 nt
Organism: Lucilia cuprina (Australian sheep blowfly)
Lineage: Eukaryota; Metazoa; Arthropoda; Insecta; Diptera; Calliphoridae
Product: ADP-ribosylation factor 1-like
Exons: 1
Coding region: 99-647 (182 amino acids)
Biological process (GO): vesicle-mediated transport; intracellular protein transport
Cellular component (GO): cytoplasm
Molecular function (GO): GTP binding; GTPase activity
Source: RefSeq, a predicted model, not a curated record